Messenger RNA from Dissoconium aciculare CBS 342.82, 1212 nucleotides. Its product is annotated as glycosyltransferase family 32 protein. The transcript has 3 exons. NCBI's taxonomy places the organism in Eukaryota, Fungi, Ascomycota, Dothideomycetes, Mycosphaerellales, Dissoconiaceae. The record is from RefSeq and is a predicted model, not a curated record. Gene Ontology annotation, molecular function: mannosyltransferase activity. Gene Ontology annotation, biological process: mannosyl-inositol phosphorylceramide biosynthetic process. Bases 1 to 1212 code for a protein of 403 amino acids.
AUGUACUGGAUGAGGUAUCGUGGAGAGCAGAUGGAGGAGACGACAAGGCCCGAACGUCGUAACCCAAACCCUAAGCCACAGAUUCAGUCACAAGAGAAGGAGAAAGAGCAUGCUGGUUCGGUUACCAUGAUACCAUUCACCUUCCGCCGCGUGCUGAAAUACACUUUCGUCGCCCUCAGCAUCUUCGCCCUGCUCGGCUCAUUACGUUUCGCAAACAACCAAACUCGCUUCCAGGCAUUCCUCCAACGGCAAUACAUCACCUGGAAGGACUUCCCAAUCUCAUACGCCGAUGCGCUCAAAGCCAAAGACUGGGACACGCUCCUCCAAACCUACGACUACAAGAAGAACUUUCCCACCGUCGAGUACAACCACGAUGACGCCACCGCAACAAGGAACAUCCCACCGAUAAUCCACUUCAUCUGGUUCCGUAACCUCUACGAAACCAAAGCCGAAAUCACCUCCAUCCCCUCCAAGGGCUCCGAAGCCCCCGAGCACUGCCGGAGAUACAACCCGGACUACACCAUCAACAUCUGGAACGCCAGCGCCGCCCGCGACCUCCUUGAGCAGCACUACGCCUGGUUCCUCCCGACCUACGAUGCCUACCGCUACCCGAUCCAGCGCGUCGAUGCCGUGAAAUACUUCCUCCUCUGGCACUACGGCGGCAUCUACAUGGACAUGGACAUUGCCUGCCGCCGAUCGAUGGAUCCGCUCUUGCCGUUCCCUGCGUGGUUCCCCGAGGCGUCGCCGCUCGGCGUCAAUAAUGAUCUCAUGGCCACCCGCUCCCGUCACCCGGUCAUCCGAUUGAUGUUGGAGAAUCUUCACGCGCGCAAUCUGAAUUUGAUUUUCCCGUAUUUGACGAUUUUCUGGAGUACGGGACCGCAGUUCACUGGCGAUCUGCUCAAGAGGUGGUUUCUACAAUUCGGUGGGAAGUAUGUUCCGGGCGAGAGCAAGGUAGAUGCCGAUCCAUCCGAAUGGUUCGUCCUCCCGCAAGAAUUCUACUCGGAGGAAUUCACCUUCUUCGGCCACAGUCCCGGCGGCACCUGGCACGAAGACGACGUCGCCGUCGUCCUCUGGUUCGUCGCACAUCCCGUCGUCUUCUGGUUCCUGGUUUUCACUGUCCUCACCGGUCUGACUAUGUUCAUCAUCCGUCUGAGGAGGAGCAGCAAUAACCAGAGGAGCAAGGACACGGGACUUGGGAUACGGGGCAUAUGA